AUGGUGUGGCCGUUUGGAUCGCGAAUCUCGACAUCAGAAGACUCCAAGGACGAAGCUGAAUCGACAAAACGCCCGGUGUCAUGGUCUGAAUCUCUAGGACGAGCCGAGGCUGAUCCCUUGGGUGCGGCAAAAGAAUGGGCGCCAGUUGUAGGGUUCUCUCUCGUUGGACUGGGCGCCUUGCAACUCUACGCAAAUUAUCUUCGCCGGAUUCCGGGUGCAGCCUUUAUUCGCCCAUCUUUUUUCCGAACCCGAAGCCUGUUUGGCAGGGUCACGGGUGUUGGUGAUGGUGAUGGCUUCCAUCUCUUUCACACACCGGGUGGUAAAGCCGUAGGCUGGGGGUGGCUGAGAAAGGUUCCUGAAACCAGAAAGGAACUCAAGGACCGAACAAUAUCGGUCCGUAUUGCUGGCGUCGAUGCCCCGGAAGGAGCGCAUUUUGGACGGCCAGCGCAGCCAUUUGCCGCCGAAGCGCAGAAGUGGUUAUCGGACUAUAUCCUACACCGGAACGUGCGGGCAUAUAUCUACAAGCGCGACCAGUACAAUCGUAUUGUUGCGACGGUCUACGUUCGUCGGUUUCUUAUACGCAGAAAUGUUGGCUUAGAAUUGGUUAAACGUGGCCUAGCUACAACAUACGAAGCAAAAUCGGGUGGCGAAUACGGCGGACUGAAGGCUGUAUAUGAAAGGGCCGAAGCCAAGGCGAAGAGGAAGCGGAAGGGCAUGUGGUCUGGAAAAGCGGGCGCAUUUGAAAGCCCUAGGGAGUACAAGUCUCGGUAUCAAGGGCAGGAAAAACCGAAUGAGUAA
Molecule: messenger RNA, 798 nt
Organism: Metarhizium brunneum ARSEF 3297
Lineage: Eukaryota; Fungi; Ascomycota; Sordariomycetes; Hypocreales; Clavicipitaceae
Cellular component (GO): mitochondrion; cytoplasm
Source: RefSeq, a predicted model, not a curated record